GCGGGCGGCAUCGCGGCCGGCAUCCUCGUGCCCGCGUUUGUGAUCCUGUUGGCGGGCAUCGCCUGGGGCAACCGCGAGGCGGUGUACGAGCACUUCCCGCAGGCGCGCGCCGCGGCGGAGACUGCGGAGCGCGCGCUGUCGCGCGCGGCGCCGCGGCUGUUUGGAUACCUCAAGCCCGGCGGCGGCGGCGGGUCGGCGUACGGGCACCUGUCGCUCGACCCCGAGGAGCUGGACGUGUCGCCAGACUUUUUGCUGCCGUCGCCGCUGCGGCCGCCGGGCGCGCCCGGUGCAUACACACCGCUGCCAGACCGGAGCGCGCAGCCUUGA
Molecule: messenger RNA, 327 nt
Organism: Monoraphidium neglectum
Lineage: Eukaryota; Viridiplantae; Chlorophyta; Chlorophyceae; Sphaeropleales; Selenastraceae
Exons: 1
Source: RefSeq, a predicted model, not a curated record